CGCGUGUGCACUUCAUAACACACCCGCUACCAACAGUGCGAGCCACAAUUGGUGAAAUACUGUUGUAAGCAGCGUAGAUGCGAGAAUGACAACCCCGUCAUCAGUUCUCACUGUCGGCACUGUGUAAACGUGAGGGGAUAUACUGCCAUGAAGGAAGCGAAACGUAGGUACGGGAUGACGAAAAGUGAUUAUCACAACGCAGUAAGUCGCGAGAUCCAGUCGACCUACCGCAGUAGAAUACCGAAUUCGGACUACAGCAGGGAGAACUGCCACUGGAGUACGCUGGAGCAGUACAUGUUUGGCAAGUGUGGCUCGAAGGUGGAAUGGUUAAGACUCAUCUUCAAGAAAGUAUGUUAAAAAAGAAGGCUCGUGCUAGGCGAAAGCUGACCGAAAUGACGAGAUAUUUCAUUGCAGCUCUGGCAUAUUUGUAUCACAUUGGCUUCAAGGAGAAUGACAGGGAAGUGUUGAGGUAAUGUUGUGGGCGUUUCGAUGAGCUGAGAGUGAAGGUGAAAGAACUUGUAUUCUGGCUUCCACCAAAUAGCUCCGUGCAAGAAAGUUAUCACUUCUGGUAAGGGAAGCAUUGACGAUGUGGUUGAAGCCGUAGUGGGCACAACUACAUGAAUUCUCCGCCCACAAGAGCAACCGAGCUACAAGGAUUAAGUCGGAUGGACAGAAAAAGCUUGUGUUAGACACAGUUUGCCGAUUUCUAAUGACGGAAUUGACUGGUUACAUCUCGGAAACGAUCGAUUUAAAUUUAUGAACAUACAUCCGAUGUGUCCGACGAGGCUCGCAAUUAAAAAAAAAUGCUUGAUAAAAUAGUUAACAAAGCAUCGGAAGAAGACCCUGUGUGCUAGCAA
Molecule: messenger RNA, 857 nt
Organism: Phytophthora nicotianae INRA-310
Lineage: Eukaryota; Oomycota; Peronosporomycetes; Peronosporales; Peronosporaceae
Exons: 1
Coding region: 148-357 (69 amino acids)
Source: RefSeq, a predicted model, not a curated record